Macrobrachium nipponense is the source of this 825-nucleotide messenger RNA. RefSeq lists its product as uncharacterized. The transcript has 3 exons. The record is from RefSeq and is a predicted model, not a curated record. Bases 19 to 693 code for a protein of 224 amino acids. NCBI's taxonomy places the organism in Eukaryota, Metazoa, Arthropoda, Malacostraca, Decapoda, Palaemonidae.
CAACAUCAGCAAGCAACAAUGAAGUUUCUGGUGCUUGCACUCUUAGUGGCUUUUGCUUGCGCUUCUGAGAUAGAGAAGCGAGAGGCGGAACCAAGUUAUGGAGGAUAUGGCCACAUAAGCUACCAUCAUCGUCCUUCCUAUGGAUAUGGCUAUUCUAAUCACAAUCAUAAACGAUCUGCUGAUCCUGAACCUGAGGCUGAACCUUCCAAUGGCUAUGGCUCUUCUUAUGGGUAUCGGCCCAGUCGCCUAUGCUACUCUCACCGCUAUUACAAGAGGCCAGUCGCCUAUGGCUACUCUCACCGUUAUCACAAGAGGUCUGCUGAUCCUGAGCCAGAAGCUGAUCAUUCCUAUGGCUCCUCUUAUGGGUAUCGGCCAGUCGCCUAUGGCUACUCUCACCGCUAUCACAAGAGAUCUGCUGAUCCUGAGCCAGAAGCUGAUCAUUCCUAUGGCUCUUCUUAUGGGUAUCGGCCAGUCGCCUAUGGCUACUCUCACCGCUAUCACAAGAGAUCUGCUGAUCCUGAGCCAGAACCUGAUCAUUCCUAUGGCUCUUCUUAUGGGUAUCGGCCACUCGCCUAUGGCUACUCUCACCGCUAUCACAAGAGGUCUGCUCAUCCUGAGCCAGAAGCUGAACCUUCGUAUGUAUAUGGCCACUCAUAUGGUUAUCCCAGAUACCGCCAAGUAAUUUACGGAUAAGGACAUCAUCAGCAUAACAGAUAUAUCCUAAUAGCCAAAGAGGAGGACACAGAUGACUAUAGCUAGCAAUAGAUAUUUACUUGUUGCUAGUUCUUGAAUGUUCUUCAAUUUCGACAAAACAAUAAAGUAUUA